Molecule: messenger RNA, 3738 nt
Organism: Tuber aestivum (summer truffle)
Lineage: Eukaryota; Fungi; Ascomycota; Pezizomycetes; Pezizales; Tuberaceae
Source: the annotation of a GenBank genome assembly
GCUAAUUCCAAGGUGAAACCAAAGGGGAUAAAAUCUUGUCAAUGAUCGUACUUGAGUACAGUAGUUAACUCCGUCUUAUCAGAUCAACGCAGCCCUGCAACGGGCAAAAUCACGUGUCAGGAUCCCAACGUCACCUCAUCAUCAACGCGUCCGCCUCCUCCUCGUUUGUGAGGAAUAUCUCGAGCAUCACCUAUCCAGACGAGCAAAAACUGCCCGGAAUCGAUUCACAAUCACCAAAACUAUGCCUACACGCGAUACCAGCGCCGAAGCCGGCACGCCCGACGUGCAAGCCGGAGAAAAGUCCAUCGCCACCAUAGCAACCCUACGGUAUGCUUAACCCCCCCCCGGUUGGGAAUAACAUUUUAUUUCAGGCUCGAAAACCAAACAGGGCUAACAUCCCCUUCUAGUGUUGGUGUGAAGCUGUAUGUCUACCACGAAAAUUCGAAGGAACACCGCCUGGCCGAGAUCCUGUCGAUACAAACACGCAAAGGCACGCCGCAUUAUUACGUGCACUAUGAGGAGUUCAACAAGCGUUUGGACGAAUGGGUCCCGCCCACACGUCUGGAUUUGGCUAAAGAGGUGGAAUGGCCACGCCCGGAUAGACCCGCGAAGAAGCCGGAGAAGGUAGCGAAGGCCUCGACGCCCCGGGAGACGCCAACGUCUACGACUGCUAGGGUGCCGAAGCGACCACGGAGAGGCGACAGUCUGGGCCCGGGGACACCAACACUUGUGCAGAAGGGCAGUAAUAAGAAGGCCCGCACUUCCGCACUCCCGGAGGAUGACCUGGUCGUGCAAUCUGAGACUGUCGGCGACGUGGGCACCCCCGAGGAUGAAGAGGUUGAUGAGGAGUCCGUAGAGAUUGAUCCCAAAGCCGCCGCUGCGCGCGCUACCCCAGCAAAGCAGAGUGGGGCGAGCGGGACACCAGAGACCUUUUCAAAGGAGCACGAGAUCGAGAAACUGAGGACUUCCGGCUCAAUGACCCAAUCCGCGCACGAGAUCUCUCGCGUGCGCAAUCUAUCAAAACUACAGAUCGGAAAGUACGAAGUAGAGCCCUGGUACUUCUCCCCGUACCCGGUGGAGUACACGGAGGAGGAGAUGGUCUUCAUCUGCGAAUUCUGCCUCAGCUAUUUCGGCGAGGAGAAGCGCUUCCAACGCCACCGAACAAAGUGCACACUUCUGCAUCCUCCGGGGAACGAGAUUUACCGCGACUCCGCCGUCUCCUUCUUCGAGAUCGACGGGCGGCGCCAGCGCACUUGGUGCCGCAACCUGUGUCUGCUGUCAAAGUGCUUCCUGGACCACAAGACGCUGUACUACGACGUUGACCCCUUCCUCUUCUACAUCAUGACGACAAGAGAUGAAUAUGGCUGCCACAUGAUCGGCUACUUCUCCAAGGAGAAAGAGUCUGCCGAGGGCUACAACGUCGCGUGCAUCCUCACGCUCCCGCAAUACCAGCGCCACGGUUACGGAAAACUGCUCAUCGCCUUCUCCUACGAGCUCAGCAAACGCGAGGGAAAACUGGGAUCCCCGGAGAAGCCACUGUCGGAUCUGGGAUUACUCGGGUAUCGGGCGUAUUGGCAGGAUACCAUUGUGGACCUGCUGCUGAGUAACAAGGGGUUGGAAACCACUAUCGAUGAGUUGGCGAGCUUGAGCGCGAUGACUACCCAGGAUGUUAUCCACACGCUGCAGAAUUUGAACAUGUUGAGAUAUUUCGUGUGUACUCCCUUCCCCUUUCCUCCUACCCGUCAUCUCUAUGUUUGCGCCCGUGGGCUGAUCAGAAUGGAACUUCGGGGGGGGGGCUUAUAGAAAGGUCAACAUGUCAUCUGCCUCACAGACGCAAUCCUGAGUCAAAAGCAGAAACAAGUUGAGAAGCAGAAGAUUAAGGGUAAGAGGACGCUAGAUCCGGAAUUGAUUCAGUGGAAGCCGCCGGUUUUUACGGCGGCUAAUCGCACUUGGAAUUGGUAAUUUUUCUUCUUUGAUUCUUUUCUUGAGUUUUUCUUCUUCUUCCACUUUCAGGUUUGAUAUAAUUAUAUGGAUGGGUGGGCUUUGAUUGAUGGGCGUUGGGUCGUGGAGUAGGUGUUGAAAAUGUUGCUUUUCUUUCUCUUUUUUUUUUUUUUUGAUUGUCUGCCCUGGUUCAAUGGUGGGGUUGCAUUGUGUAGUUUAGAUUUCGUGGAAUUUACUUCCUUCCCUUCCUUGCCCGCUUACGGGGGUAUAUAUUUGUGCAGACUGGUUCGGUGGAUUACAUACAGCAAGUGGGUUGGUGGGUGUGAUUUGUGGGAUCGAUUUAUUCAGGAGAGAAUUGAGGGGAGGAAGGGGUUGAGUGAUGGAUGGAACGCUGGGAGGAAGGCAAAUAUACGUUGGAGGGCUAUCUCUUUUGUUCCUUUUGCUUCCCUUCUGGCCCUGGUGUUGGGAGUUUGAACUAUUUUCGUUAGCCAUGUACGCGCUGGUAACGAAGCAGUAGAGGAGGCAUACCGAAUCAGGCGUAUCAUCCCUCCCACUCCCAACCUGCUCCCAGACGCUACUACCGCCCUGGAAGUUCCUGCGUGUCGGAGUCAGCAUUCCCCGAACCCUGGAGAGGCAAGAAACGCAUACCUGAAAGCCUGCGUCAUCUCCAAAGGCUCCACCACAAUCCUCUUCUUCUCCUCAUCAUACCUCAACUCGGUAUACCCCGUGAGUGGAAAAUCCUUCCUGAGCGGAUGCCCAUCGAAGCCAUAAUCGGUCAUGAUCCUUCUCAAGUCCGGAUGGCCCACGAACAGCACCCCGAAGAGAUCAUACACCUCCCUCUCAUACCAAUUUGCGCCAUCGUAUAACCCCGUAAUGCUGGGAACGGGCGAGGCUUCGUCCGCGUAGGUCUUGACUCGAAUGCGCGAGUUGUGGCGGAUGGAGAGGAGGUUGUACACCACUUCGAAGCGAUUGCUGCGGGUCGGGUAGUCCACCGCUGUUAUAUCGCUGACUUGCGUGUACUGCGCCGCCGUGUGGUUCUUGAGGAAGGUGAAGACGGGCAAGACGGCCGAGGGCGCGAUGUAGAUUGUUAGCUCGUCUUUCCAGAUGCUGAAUUGUUGGAUGUACUUUGGCAAGGCGGAGAUUAGGUAACGGCCGUAGGCGUGGAGGGAUUCAGAAGUUGAUUUGUAUUUGUCGGCCCUGCCGAGAAAGGCGGUUAAUUUUUUUGGCUUUGGUCUUGGUUGGGGUUGGGCUGGGGGGGGUUCUCGGACUUACGGGUUCACGAUGGGUGCCUUUAGAGGUCCGAUAGCUGUGCAGGGGUCUGUUUAGAAUUUCGUGGAAUUCAUCGUUUAAAUAAAUAAAUGGUUUAUACUCACGGGGUCUCUCAGCUUUCCGAAUGUUGGGAAGUUCUGUUCCGUCCGGUCUUUUGGCUCCGGAGUAGUAUGAUCUCGCAGCAAUGGCGGGGGCAAGUCUGAUAGCGGGGGAACGAGCGCCCGCCGAAAGCGACCGCACGAUAACGGUUGACGAAUUGAUCCGCAAUGACAUCUUGAUUGAAUGAGGAUGUGGAUUGAGGAGGGGAAAGGGGCUGAGUGGAGAUGGAGAUGGAGAACUGAUUCCUGCCGCGUGCAGUCAAAGAGUAGACUACCGAUAGGACAGCACGCGAAUCACUGUUCGAUAUCAAGCGUGAUGUCUCCCACACUCUGGUUUGAAACUCGUGGGGAGCCGGAACAGAUUAUCUAGAUUAGAUCCUUGACGGUACUGUAGAGACCUUUGAUUUCCCAAAAAAGUCAACCUGUCAAC